This is a messenger RNA of Petromyzon marinus (sea lamprey), 1121 nucleotides long. Its product is annotated as olfactory receptor 52K1-like. Gene Ontology annotation, cellular component: membrane. Gene Ontology annotation, molecular function: olfactory receptor activity; odorant binding; G protein-coupled receptor activity. NCBI's taxonomy places the organism in Eukaryota, Metazoa, Chordata, Hyperoartia, Petromyzontiformes, Petromyzontidae. The record is from RefSeq and is a predicted model, not a curated record. Gene Ontology annotation, biological process: detection of chemical stimulus involved in sensory perception of smell; G protein-coupled receptor signaling pathway.
UGAUUACUUUCAGAAUUUCCGCUCGCCCAGCAGAUCCGAUGGACAACACCAUCGGCAACAACAGCACCGCCGUCGCCGGCACCGCAAUCAUCAACCUCACAUCACCGUCUUGGUCAUCGCCGUCAUCAUCAUCAUCAUCACCAUCAUCAUUAUUAUCAUUCUUUGCAUAUCCGGGCGUUCCGCUGUACCUCAACUCUCCGUUCCGUAGCCCCGAGUCCCUCCGCCCCUUCGCCUUCACCGUCAUCCUCGUCCUCUACUGCCUCAUCGUCAUGGGCAACACGCUCCUCUGCCUGCUCAUCCUCCGCGACCCUCGCCUCCACAGGCCCAUGUACAUCCUCCUCGCCAACCUGUCCCUCAACGGCCUCGUCGGCAGCUCGGCGACGCUGCCUCGUGCCAUGCGUGACCUGGUGGCGCCCGGCGCCAUCACGGCGGCCGAGUGCCUCGCCCAGGUCUACUUCGUGCACGUCUACAUGAGCCUCGAGUACUACAUCCUCGCCUCCAUGUCCAUCGACCGCUACCUCGCCGUGUGUCGCCCGCUGCGCUACGGCGCCCUCGUCGGCAACGCCCGCGCCCUCCGGGCCUGCGCGGCCGUGCACGCGGCGGCGGCCGCGUGCGUCUCCGCCGUCCUGUGCCUCGUGCUGCGGCUCGACCUGUGCCGCGGCCGCGUCGUCGACGACCUCUCGUGCAGCCACAUGGCCCUGGCCAAGCUGGCGUGCAACGACACGGCCGUCAACGACUCCGCGGGCAUCGCGGUCACCGCGCUCACGAUGGGCGUCGGCAUGGCCCUCGUCGCCGCCUCGUACGCGCGCAUCCUCUUCGAGUGCCGCAAGGCGGCGAGGCGCGGCCGCAAGGCGGCGGGCACGUGCGCGGCCCACCUGGGCAGCCUGGGGGUCUUCGCGCUCUGCGGCCUCGCCAUCGUCGCGAUGCCCCGGGUCGAGCGCUACGCGCGGGUGUCGCCGCAGGUGCGCGGAGUCGUCAACAUGGCCGUCUACGUGCUGCCCCCGCUGCUCAACCCGGUCAUCUACGGCCUGCGCACCGCCGAGAUCAGGGCGUGGCUCGCCGCCAGGGUGAGCCUCCGCCGCAGGAGGAGGAGGGGGAGGGAGGUCGCGCCGGCAGCGUGA